Molecule: messenger RNA, 1194 nt
Organism: Pipistrellus nathusii (Nathusius's pipistrelle)
Lineage: Eukaryota; Metazoa; Chordata; Mammalia; Chiroptera; Vespertilionidae
Source: the annotation of a GenBank genome assembly
AUGUGCUUGUGUGCGGGCUGCCGGGCUGCCCCGCGCCGGCCCCGAGCGGGUCCGCUCCCGGUGGCGGGCGGCCGGAGCGAGGGAGCGGACAUGGACUUCGACUCGUACCAGCACUAUUUCUACGACUAUGACUGCGGGGAGGAUUUCUACCGCUCCACGGCGCCCAGCGAGGACAUCUGGAAGAAAUUCGAGCUGGUGCCGUCGCCUCCCACGUCGCCGCCUUGGGGCUCGGGUCCCGGCGCCGGGGACCCGGCCCCCGGAACUGGUCCCCCGGAGCCGUGGCCCGGAGGGGGCGCCGGGGACGAGGCGGAAUCCCGGGGCCACUCCAAAGCUUGGGGCAGGAACUACGCCUCCAUCAUCCGCCGGGACUGCAUGUGGAGCGGCUUCUCGGCCCGGGAGCGGCUGGAGAGGGCGGUGAGCGACCGGCUGGCGGCCCCCGGCGCGCCCCGGGGGAACCCGCCCAAGCUGCCCGCCGCCCCGGACUGCGCUCCCAGCCUCGACAUGGGCACCCCGGUGCCCGCCGCCCCCUGUCCGCUGAGCGAGCCCAAGACCCAGGCCUGCUCGGGGUCCGAGAGCCCUAGCGACUCGGAGGGCGAAGAGAUCGAUGUGGUGACGGUGGAGAAGAGGCAGUCCCUGAGCGUGCGGAAGCCAGUGACCAUCACGGUGCGAGCCGACCCCUUGGACCCCUGCAUGAAGCACUUCCACAUCUCCAUCCACCAGCAGCAGCACAACUACGCCGCCCGUUUCCCCCCCGAAAGCUGUUCCCAGGAAGAAGGGCCUCCGGAGAGAGAUCCACAGGAAGAGCCCCCGGAGGGAGAUGCUCCGGAGGAGAAGGGAGAGGAGGAGGUGCAGGAAGAGAUCGGGAGCGCCCUGCCUGGAGAAAGCGAGGCUCCCCAGCCCUGCCACCCCAGACCCGUCGGCUCUGACACCGAGGAUGUGACCAAGAGGAAGAACCACAACUUCCUGGAGCGCAAGAGGCGGAACGACCUCCGGUCGCGGUUCUUGGCCCUGAGGGACCAGGUGCCCACCCUGGCCAGCUGCUCCAAGGCCCCCAAAGUGGUGAUCCUGAGCAAGGCGCUGGAAUACUUGCAGGCCCUGGUGGGGGCCGAGAAGAGGAUGGCCACGGAGAAGAGGCAGCUUCGGUGCCGGCAGCAGCAACUGCAGAAAAGAAUCGCGUACCUCAGUGGCUACUAA